CUCACCGUUUCACUCUUCCCUCCCCUCAGGACAUGGCGAAAAGCCUGAGGAGCAAAUGGAAGAGGAAGAUGCGGGCGGAGAAGAGGAAGAAGAACGCGCCCAGGGAGCUGGAGAGGCUGAAAAAAAUCUUGGGAACCAACGCGGAUGUCGUCAUGGAGGAGGUCAAGGAGGUGGCGACCGUCCUGCCCCCCAAGAAAGUCCUCGAGCAGGGGGAUGACUGCAAAAUGGACAUAGAUAGUAAACGAAACAAAAAAACUCUUCUAGACCAGCAUGGACAGUACCCAAUAUGGAUGAAUUCCAGGCAGAGAAAGAAGCUGAAGGCACAGCGUGUUAAAGGGAAAAAAAAAUCGAAAUUGGCCAAAGGCCUAGUCUGGUAAAAUCGGAGUUUUGUAAGAUCACGAGUAUUUUACUCACAAAAUAAAUAUCCCAGAUAAGUACAGGAUAUUUUUGUGCUUGGCCACUGAGUGUAAUUUACUGUGUUGCAUGAACUUUUGAAGAGGCUGUUAGGCCAGCAAAUGAUGAAAGCAAUAUCAACUUGGUGUCUGCCGAACUUAAAAAAAUAAUACAAAAAGCAAGCUGAGUGCCGUUGAAUAGACUAAGUGUCUGUGGUUAUCUGUUCUCUUGAGGGGGGAGGGUCUUCAUCUUUUAUGUUGUGAAUGCUGAAAAUGCCAAAGGAAAUCCUAAAAAUAACGAAACUAAAUGUUUUUUGUACUGUGGUCUUUGCCAAUGUAACUUGUCUUUUAGUAAAUUUAACCAAAGGCUUCUGUAAACUCACCAUGUCCUUUAAAUUAUUCUGUAAAAUGACUUUUGUUGCACCGAUUUGUGUUGCUUUUAACAUCUGGUAAUUAACGAAAAAGGGCUUUUAACAUGUAACUUAAAAGAGGUUAUACACUGAAAUCAACACCAAGGCUUCAUGAAACUUCUGUAAGUAAAAAGACAAAGUGUCAAUCUGACUUUAAUUCGCAAAGAGAAAGUUGUUGGAACAAAGAAGUAUUUAUUUCACUGCUGUCUCGUAGGAACAAAAUAACUGAAAGUAAAACUGAUUCUUUUGUUACUGAUAUGAGAGAAUGCAAAUGCACAGAUUGGAAAUAAAAUAGUUUUAUUUACGAC
Messenger RNA from Aptenodytes forsteri (emperor penguin), 1110 nucleotides. RefSeq names its product LLP homolog, long-term synaptic facilitation (gene LLPH). Gene Ontology annotation, cellular component: nucleolus. Gene Ontology annotation, molecular function: RNA binding. Gene Ontology annotation, biological process: dendrite extension. Bases 33 to 377 code for a protein of 114 amino acids. The transcript has 2 exons. NCBI's taxonomy places the organism in Eukaryota, Metazoa, Chordata, Aves, Sphenisciformes, Spheniscidae. The record is from RefSeq and is a predicted model, not a curated record.